AACGUAAUAUAAUAUUCAUUGAUCUUUCUCGAGCUUGUUCAAAGGUGGCAACUGCCCCUAUUUUCAAGCUGAAUUAUUUAAUGGUUUAGGUCCUUUUCUGUUUCAACUCUGGCAAUGGGACAAUGCAUUUUGCCAUAAAAAUUCGAACCGACUUUUUUCUAGUCAGAGGCUUGACUUUGCCGUAUGCAUAUACAAAUAUUGUAGCCAUCCAUCCAUUUUCAAUACCCCAACACGUCUCUUCAAGUUUCACCAUUCUUGCAGCUGAAACAAGCAUGGAAGUGUCACCAUCUUUGCUUCCACUUAAGGACCGAGUAGCAAUAGUAACAGGUGGCUCUCGUGGAAUCGGCCAUGCCAUUGUCAACCACCUUCAUUCUCUAGGUGCAAGAGUGGCGAUCAAUUAUGCUUCGAAUUCAACACAAACUGAUCUUUUGGCAUCGGAGUUAAACGCUUCGUGUACCACUGAUCAUCAUCCCCAAGCAGUUGCCAUCAAAGCCGAUGUUUCAGACCCCGAGCAAGUCAAGCUACUCUUUGAUAAAACCGAGCAAGAAUUUGGCUCCAAAAUACACAUCCUAGUCAACUGUGCUGGUAUAAUGGAUCAAAAAUACCCAACCUUAGCAAACACAGCAGUAGAGGAUUGGGAUAUGACAUUCAACAUCAACACCAAAGGAUCGUUCCUUUGUUGUCGCGAGGCAGCACGUCGGUUGACACGCGACGGCAGAGGAAGAAUCAUAACGAUCUCCACAUCUUUGGUGGGAUCCCUCUUACCUGGAUAUGCAGCUUAUGUUGCUUCAAAAGCAGCUAUUGAGUCGAUGACAAAGAUUUUGGCUAAGGAACUCAAAGGCACAAAGAUAACAGCAAAUUGUGUUGCACCAGGGCCAGUAGCCACAGAACUGUUCUUUGCUGGUAAAACUGAAGAAACUAUACAGAGAUUUGUGGAUGGUUGCCCUCUAGGUCGAUUGGGCGAGCCAAAGGAUAUAGCAGGAAUUGUAGGGUUUUUAGCCAGUGAUGCUGGUGAGUGGACCAAUGGGCAGGUUAUUAGAGUCAAUGGAGGAGUUGUUGUGUAAACCACCAUACAGUCAAGAGGGGUUCCGGGUCGAAUUUUAGCUUAUGAAAUUUUCAAAUCCCUUAUCCAAGCUUACUUGGACUGGAUCAAAGUAAAAAUCACAUUGUUCGAGGUUAGUUUCAGUCUUAUUGAAUUUAUCGGACCAGUUGAGUAAUCAAAUCCGUAGACAAGUCUAUUUAUUGUUGCUACUUUUUCUUUUCUUUUUACUCUGUUCUUGAAGAUAUGGUUAAAUUGUUAUUUGUAUAUCUCAUUAUAAAAAUGUACUUAAAAAGAUGUCUGAUGAUGAAUUUAAGGAGUAAAAUUUGAUUUAACUUAAAAA
Messenger RNA from Gossypium arboreum, 1382 nucleotides. RefSeq names its product NADPH-dependent aldehyde reductase-like protein, chloroplastic. The coding region runs from base 123 to 1064 and encodes 313 amino acids. NCBI's taxonomy places the organism in Eukaryota, Viridiplantae, Streptophyta, Magnoliopsida, Malvales, Malvaceae. The record is from RefSeq and is a predicted model, not a curated record. The transcript has a single exon.